Molecule: messenger RNA, 3110 nt
Organism: Trichogramma pretiosum
Lineage: Eukaryota; Metazoa; Arthropoda; Insecta; Hymenoptera; Trichogrammatidae
Gene: Git
Product: ARF GTPase-activating protein GIT1-like
Exons: 12
Coding region: 499-2550 (683 amino acids)
Biological process (GO): brain development; regulation of ARF protein signal transduction
Molecular function (GO): GTPase activator activity; protein binding
Source: RefSeq, a predicted model, not a curated record
UCAAUCCUUACCUUAUGUACAUGUACACAUCUCGCGUCUAAUAGUAGGGUAAUUUAACUUGUGCUUCGCUCUCUAUGUGUGUGUGUGUGUGCGUGACUCUUGGCUCGCAGCAGCGGCAGCAGCAGCAGCGGGCACUCGAGAAGUGUGUGUAUGUUUAUUAAUAAACCUCUCAGUUCCACGCAGUAUACCGCGCCCCAUGAAAUCUGCGUCUCUAGUCUCGAUGGUGAGAUGAUGUGCCUCGUCGCGUCAGGAAGAAGACCUUUUAAUAGUUUCUCGCGCGGCUCCACGAAGAUGAUGAUGUAAAAAACGAUACCCGACUAAACCACGACUCCGAUUGUCGUCGUCGUCGUCGUGUUAUUUACUUCUCGGUUGACUGGUCGCUGUUUCGGCCACAUCGUGUUCGGUGUCUUGAUGCGAGUGAAGUGAAGUUUGAAAAAAAUAGUAAUAAAAGAAUAACAACGUUUGUCGCCUUCGAACUCGCUGCACCAAAUUUCAACAAUGGCCAGAGCGAAAAAUAGAGCAAGUGUGGACGUUUGCGCGGAUUGCGGAUCUCCUGAACCUGUAUGGGCUUCAAUAAACAGGGCUAUUUUGCUCUGCGAUGAAUGUUGCAGUAUACACCGUAGUUUAGGCAGGCAUGUAUCCUAUAUCAAGUCAUUGACAAAAGGAAGCUGGAGCACAAAUAUGUUAAAUAUGGUUCGCACACUUAAUGAUAAUGGAGCCAACAGUAUUUGGGAGCAUUCCCUACUAGAUCCCAAUUCUAAAUUAAGCAGACGUAAACCUCAGCCAAAAGAUCCUCUACAUCCUGUUAAAGCAGAUUUUAUCAAAGCAAAACAUCAAGAUCUAAAGUUUAUUCUGAGGUCAUGUAAAGAAGAAUCUUGUAGCGAAGAAGAGCUCAACAGACAGCUACACAGUAGUGUACGCACUGCUAAUUUAGAAACUUCAUUGAGAUUGCUUGCACAAGGAGCCAAUCCUAAUUAUUUUUAUAGAGAAAAGGGAACAAUGCCAUUACAUGUAGCUGCUAGAGCAGGUCAAGCCCUUCAAUUGGAGUUACUUAUUGCAAACGGUGGAAAUCCAAGUACGGUUGAUUCUGCUGGACAUACUCCAGCUGAAGUAGCGAGAUUAGCGGGACACCUUGAGUUAUCAGAGAAACUUACUGAACAUAUGUAUGAAGUAACUGACAAAUUAACAUACUUUCUAUGUAAUAGAAAGCCUGAUCACAAAUCGGGUGAACAUUUGAUUGUACCUGGCUGGGCUUCAGGAGUUGAGAGAAACGAUUUGGGCUAUGAAGCACGAAAUAAAUUGCAAAUGUUGCCAAAUCAUUUAUUGGAAGAGUUAGUUUCAGAUGUUUAUGAUGAAGUAGAUAGAAGGGAAACUGAUGCUAUUUGGCUAACGUCAUCGAGUCUACCUGAACGCUGCAUUGUGCCAUUUUUACCAAUUCAUCCACAACUGUCAUCGACGCGCAAUCAAGGUCGACAAAAAUUAGCAAGAUUCACACCUAAAGAAUUCGCAACUUUAAUCAUCGAUAUUUUAAACGAAGUUGCACACAGGCAUUCUUUAUCGAAUGCCACGCCAUUGCAGGAUCCCAUUGUAACUUCAUUGAAAAAAGAUGGCUUUGAGAGACAAGCGUCACAAAUGUCGGAUGACGAACCGCUUUAUGAUAGCGUCGCCUCCGACGAUGAUUAUGCAGCUCUAACGACAGAUAUGACAAGGACAAUGAACGGAGAUCAGAAAUUUACUGCCCAAAACGGUCUCUCUCCAAACUCCAAAGGAUUAUCAUCCGUAGUACAAUCGUUAAAAAAACAACUCACACUAUCGGAAACAACUGCCAGGGAACUUAGAGAAGAAAUUAGACGACUACAGACUACCGUUGAACAAUUGACCGUGGAAAAUUGCGAUUUGAAAAAUGCCUUGCACAUGCAAAGCAAACUUCACAUCACACUACCUUCCGAGAGAGUGAAUGGUCAUCACGUGGGCGAGCACAACGACUCGGAGCUCGAGCCCGUCAUCGAUAAUAAAAUAAAUACGUCUCCGAAAGGUCAGCGACCCGCGUCGAUGUAUGAGACCCGAGAGGGCCUACGAAAACCACCUAUCUAUAGCAAUCAGCCCGCGUCUUUGACUUCGCAGACAAUAAGAGAGUCGGAUGGAUCGUCGAGUCCUUCGAUGAGACAAUCUCCGUGGGAGGCGCCAAAUUUACCGGCCAGCGAAGAAGUUACGCGACGAACCGAACACGUGACCAAGCGCAUACAAGAGCUGUGGAUGGCGAUGCAAGAUCCAGGUCGCCGCGAAGCCUUCGUGCCCUGCGCAGAAAGAAUUCGCGUUGCCGUCUCCGAGCUUGUUGCCAUAUUUCCUCAGAAUCCAGUGGACGAUAACAUUAGAUCUGCCCUUCGUCAACUGAAUGGCAAUACGGGACGGUUACAAGCCGAGUGCUCCGCACUGCAGAGGUGUACCAGUGACCCGGAUCACAUGGAUCGCUGCCUUCAACAAGUUCGCUCUAGUGCUUAUGACAUAGCCAAAGCUACGAAAUUACUGGUCACGCAGUUCCAGUUUUGAAGAAUCGUCUAUUCCGAUUAUACCUACAGCAUCACAUAUAACUAUAAAUCAUAAUUAUUUUUGCGUUACUUAUACACUUUUUUGAAUCGAUUGAUUGUUGGUUUGUUUUUUUGUAGUACAUUCGAGUCGGUAUUAUUUAUUAUACACUAUGAGACGUUUACACAUUUUUUAGACUUCGAUUAUUGGACUGUACCAUUUAAAUUUAGAAAUAAUUUUAUUGAGUAUCGUUUAAAUAAUAUCAGGCAGCAUGUUAGACAAUAAUCAAUUAAAGUAUUUUGUAUAUAAGCCUAUUCAUUGUUUGGACAGAUGCAUAUUUUAUUGUUUUCUUUUAACGAAUCAGCGUUAAGAUAUAGAUUUCGGAAUUCUUAUUCUGUACACUUCAGGAGUACCUUUUACAAGGUAUUCACAAUUUCUAAAGGUAUUAAGACUGAGCGAUCUAAAAUUGUUCAAUGUAAAUCAAUUUUUCGAGAUUAUUAUAAAAUUACGUAGUUGUAUGUCAUUUUGAUAAAAGAAAGAAUUUUGUUUUUGAGUGCGAUUAUAAAGUGAUGCGUGCAAUAUGA